Messenger RNA from Colletotrichum karsti, 7902 nucleotides. RefSeq names its product down-regulated in metastasis. The transcript is spliced from 2 exons. NCBI's taxonomy places the organism in Eukaryota, Fungi, Ascomycota, Sordariomycetes, Glomerellales, Glomerellaceae. Gene Ontology annotation, cellular component: small-subunit processome; nucleolus; 90S preribosome. The coding region runs from base 1 to 7902 and encodes 2633 amino acids. The record is from RefSeq and is a predicted model, not a curated record.
AUGCCUUCCACUUCAUCUGGUCGAAUCACAAAGACCCGAAAGGGCAAAUACUCGACCCCUCAUCAAAAGAAUCACCGAUGGGAGUCCUUCGCGACCAAGGUCUCGAAACUACACUCUCUCGAUCCCCUACGGAAAGUUCGCCGACACGACCUCGAAGCCGAAGACCUCGAAGCCACCACAUCCUACUUCCGUAAUGGUUUGACGAGAUGGAGCGAGUUGAAUGUCUACAUAGGCUUCAGCCACUUCAAGAGGGAGGUCUUGCCGCUCUGCGAGAGUCUGCCCCAGAUUCUGCAUUUCGAGGCCAAGAUCUUUGAGUCGCUAGCAACAGCGAUUGCGAAACAAGAGAAGGAGGCUUUGGAGCCGCUUCUGGACCUCCUAACAGCGUUUGCGCAUGACAUCGGUGUCAGGUUCGAGAAGUACUACGCCAAAUCUCUCGAACUUAUUACUGCCAUCGCCGCAAAGCCCCAAGAUGUGGAAGUAAUCGAAUGGACUUUUGCGGCGCUCGCCUUUCUGUUCAAGUACCUUUCAAGACUUUUAGUACCGAAUCUGCGACCGACAUACGAUGUUAUGACACCGCUCUUGGGAAAGGCUCGGCAUCCUCCUCACAUUGCCCGUUUCGCUGCCGAGGCCUUGAGCUUUCUGAUCAAAAAGGCUGCAGCACCAGCGAACCGAGAGACGGCCCUCGUUGCCAUCGUUGAACACGCCAGGGACGACCUCCGAGACACUGUGGGAGAGAAGCAGUUUCAACUAUACCAAGAUGGUCUCAUGACCAUGUUCGCCGAGGCCAUUAAGGGCCCAGGCCAGACGAUUCACUCGACCGGACCAGCCAUCUUCACAGCGUUAGUGAAGGCUAUUCCCGAAAGCGAAGCAGACCUCACCCCGACAGCGAGUUGGACCGAUCUCGUUUGCGGUGUUCUUACCAGCAUCAUUCACCACUCCAACGAUAAGGACCUUGCGCCGGUCCUCGAAGCGAUCCAAGAACAUGUGCAGGCGGCCUUGGCGGAGCCCAAACCGACCAAGGCAUGGAAGUUUGUGCCGCUGAUUAGGGUCCUCGGUACAGCCGCGGGAGUCCGGCACGGGUCUCGCAUCAGCAACUGGCCUGUUCAUGUCGAGGGUAUGACGGCUAUGCUGGAUGCAAUGGCGCAAAAUUCUCCAGAGGUGACUGAGGACAAAAUUGGUCUCCUCUGGAAGAACGUGAUUGUCAAUGCUGCCAUCGUCUGGCACCAGGCUCCGAUUGAUGCUCUGAUCCCCUGCAUCAAGGACUUCAUGACUGCCCUCCAGAGGGAGAAACUCAUGAGAUGUUACAUUCCAUUCUGUGCCUACUUUUCGGAUCUCGAUGCCCAGCGUUUUCGCAGUCUUUUCCAAACAUAUUUCCAAAGAUUUAUUGUAAGCCAUUGGUCUGACGGACGAAACGAGGAUAUGCUGUGCGUGCUCCUCCCGCGUAUGGUCAAGAAUGGCAGUCUGCCGUCUCCAGGAGGCAAGGAAACCUGCAACCUUCCGCGUAGCUGGCAGGACCAGAUUGUGUCGAAGUUUGAGCGCCUCGAGGCAUCACCAUUCCCAGAACGCGGAGCCUACGACAAAGACCCCCAGACAUGGCGGGAUAAGUGCCUACCGAAAUACUCAGCCCUCUUAGACCUCCUUUACUCCACGACUGUUCACCCAUCAGCCAACGCCAAAAUCGCAGAGCUCUUGCUUAGGAAGCUCAGGCUUGCGCUCAAGCCGUCGUCGACGCUGGCAUCCGAUGAGGUUCAUUUCAGUGUUAGCCAAGGCUUCCAUGCCUACCUCCGUAUGAGCAAGGCCGCCGGCCCCGUGGACUCCGCCCUGAACCCUCUCCUCCGAGCGGCCUUGCCCCGCUUUAGCCGUUCUGUUGGCUUCCUUGAAGCUUACCUCGAGUACGCCGAAGCGACGAAGAGCCAGCCCCAGUCUGCCGAUCGCCAGAGCAGUGACAGUAGCGAGGGUACUGGAGAGGAAGACCCUGUCGUUCAGGCGCUGAUCGAGAACCUCUCAGCCCCUUCGCAUGAGCUUCGCCUCGCAUCUCUCAAGAUUCUACAGCAACUCGAGUCUACGCCCGAUGAGCAUUCCUGCCAUGUCCUCAUGCUGGACAUUGAGCAAACGCCAAUGGAGCUUUCAAGCUUGAGAAACGUUGCCAUGCAUCUUCGCAAGCUUGGCCAGACCUACUCCUCACUGAGCGAGAACUCUUGGCUCGCCAAGGCUAUUCCAUCUUUCAUGUUCGGCAUGUUGACAGUCAAGCUGUCGCCCCUGUGGGACGACACAAUCACCGCACUGAAGUUGGUUGGAGAAUCAAAACAUGGCGAGGAGGCUAUUUCCACUAUCGCUUUCAACUGGCUGGAAACCCCGUCCCCGAGAUGGUCUGGACCUAACAGUCAGCCGUCGCUUCAAGGCAGGGAAGCAAUCACCGACUUCGACUGUCUCCACAUCAAGAAGCUCUGGAAGAUCGCUGAUGAGGUAGAACAAGUGGUCAACAACGCCACAGACCUCAUGCUUGAAGCAUUCGACGAGCAGCAGCAGGCGGUCGAUCCUCACGGCGCCAACGCUCGCGCACAGGCGCUGAAGGUGUUCAACGGGAUGCCGAUCUUUGCCGAAAAGCGCUCGCGCAAGCUGGUGCCUUUCUUCUUGCCCUGGGCUGUCGACGAGGAUGAGGACGAGCAGUCUGACAGUGCGGAUGACGAAGAGGCCCAGUCCAAGGGAGAAGAUUGGUCGCUCCAGGACCGAAAGGCAAUGGUUGGCGUCUUUUCUCAGUUCGUCAAUCCGAAGGUCUUGUACCAGCACGAGAAGGUGUACCGCGCGCUUCUGCAUUUGUUAGAGAAUGGUGAUGGCGAGGUGCAGAAGCUAGCCUUGAAGGCCAUCCUCGCAUGGAAGCAGGAGGGAGUCCGACCUUACCAGGAAAACUUGGAGUACCUCCUCGACGAGGCCAGAUUCAAGAACGAAGUCACGGUCUUCCUUCAGAACGAUGAGGUCAUUCGGCCGGAGCACCGGGCAGAGCUGAUGCCUGUUCUGCUGAGACUCUUGUAUGGACGCACCAUCUCGAAGAAGGGUGUAGCCAGCGGCCGCCAUGGUCUGCAAGCUACUCGUUUGACAGUUCUAAGAAACUUGAGCGUCGAGGAUAUGGGAAGCUUCCUGGAUAUCGCGAUCGGCGGGCUCAAGGGUGCUCGUGUCAUUGAUGAAUCUGGCUUCCGUUCCAACUUGUUCGACCGAGAGAUUCUCCCUGCUCGCAAGCAAGUGGGUUUCAUGAACAUGAUGCUGCCUCUGAUCAACGAGCUGGGCGCUCACGUCGGUCCUUAUGUUGAGAAGCUUCUCCACCCAGUUCUGUAUUGCUUGAUCUUUGCUUGCAGGCGCCUGAAGGAGACUGAGAUCGAGUCAGACGAAGAGGCUGAAGAGACCAACGAGGCUUCCCAGGAGUCUCUUCUCAAGGCUAUUCGUACCACUGGCCUGAAGUGCAUCAUCACCUUGUUCCGCAACGCACAGGACUUCAACUGGUCGCCCUACUCAGAACCCAUCGUCAACGAGGUCGUCACCCCCAGAAUCGAGAAGCUGCCUAUCGAGACCGCUCAGUCAAUCUCUGGUAUCCUGCAACUUCUCUGGACCUGGUCUCAGCUCCCCAAGGCCGGAUUAUUCAUUUCCAUCAACGACCAGAUCCUGCCUAAGGUCAUUGAGUGCGUGGCUGUGCCGAAGGCGAAGGAAAAUGUUAAGGUCUUUGCCCUUAGCAUCGUCCGCAACCUCAUCAAGCUGGCCCAGGCACCUGCCGGGGAGUCCGAGUUCAACGAGCUUAUUCGGGCUGAGCUCCUUGACGCUAACAUGGAGAUGAUGUUGAAGACCAUCACCGAGACCUUGGAGAACCAGAGCAUGGGUAAUGAACUGCUCGAGGCUUCUAUCGAGGCCAUUGUCGAACUCUCCCCUCUGGUCGAAACUUCCGAGAACAUCCAGCAGACGCUCAGAAUCUCUACGUGGCUCCUCAACCAGCCCCCAAGGAGAGUCAACCCAAGAGCCAAGGGCAAGAUUCUGCUCAUUUUGGAGCGCUUCAUUACCAUUCUCGGAUCUACAGAGGCCGAGGAGACGACUGCCGAUAUCGCUAUCUACGAGACUCUGUCCUCACUCUUCAGCUAUUUCAAGGAUUCGGACAACAGACAGGCGCUGGCUCGCGUCCUCAUUGCGCUUGCCGCCAAGGACAAUACCCUUCAAGAGGUUUCCGAUAUCUGCAGCUCUCUCAACGCCUUCGCUUCCGAUCGCAUCGACGAGCCGGACUACGACCAGAGGCUCAAGGCUUUCAACCAGAUCACGAAGAGAGAGUCGCCAUUCACCGUUAGACAAUGGCUGGCUUUGCUGCAUAACCUGAUCUUCUUCAUUCGCUCCGACGAGGAGUACGGCAUUCUGGCCUCCAACUCCGCAGACGGCAUCCGCAAGUUCAUCUCCCAAGUCGCGUCUUGCAAAGAUGAAGCCUCCAAGGCCGGGUUCGACUCUCAGUUGAAGACCAUCUUGCUUCCAGCUAUCUACUCCGGUGCCCGUGAAGAGUCCGCGACCGUCAGGAGAGAGUAUCUCAGAGUCUUCGGCUACCUGCUGUCUCAGAUGCCAGCAUGGGAGCCGGUGGCAGAUAUGAAGGGCCUCCUUGAGGGCGAGCUUGAUGAGGAGACCACUGAGUUGCCUUUCUUCUUCAACAUUCUUAGUCCCGCCACCUCCCGACAAUUGGAGGCCAUCCGUUUCCUCGAGUCUGCCAACGAUGGUUCAGAGAUGAGCAGUCAGAACCUCAGCAUGUUCUUCAUUCCCCUCCUCGAAAACUUCAUUUUCAACCGCGCCGACGGAAGCGACGACCACGGCUUGGGCGCUCAGGCUACAACCACCAUUGGAAAAUUGGCACUCUCCCUCGACUGGAAGCACUACCGCGUGAUCCUGCAGAGGUACAUCAGCUACGUCGAAUCCAAGCCCGAUCUUCAGAAGCAAGUCAACCGACUGCUUGGCAAGUUCAGCGAUGCCCUCGUUGUCUCUGUGGAGUCGAAAUCCGCGGACCCAAUGCAGUUGGAUGAUGCUGAAGCUGCGCCAUCGGUCAAGAGGCUGGCUCUCACUGUCCCCGCCCAAGAGAAGCUCAGCACCGACAUCAGCAACCUCUUCCUUCCCACCCUGAUCAAGCAUCUUCACGAGAAGGACGAGUCGGAGGUCAGUCACCGUGUACCGGUUGGUGUCAUCGUCGUCAAGCUCCUCAAGAUCCUCCCGUCGGAAGAAAUGGGCCAGAAGCUGGCUGGUGUUCUGACCGACAUCUGCCACAUUCUACGCAGUAAGGACUUCACUGCGCGUGAGAUGGCCAGAGAUACUCUGGUGCAAAUCGCCUCAGUACUGGGACCGACCUACUUUGGCUUCAUCCUCAAGGAACUGCGUGGCGCUCUCAAGCGCGGCUACCAACUCCACGUUCUCUCGUACACUCUCCACUCCAUGCUCCUGAGGGUUAUUCCGGAAUUCCAGCAGGGUGAUCUCGACUACGCUCUCUGGUCCAUUGUUGCCGUCAUCGUCGACGACAUCUUCGGCGCCACCGGCCAAGAGAAGGAUGCCGAGGGCUACAUCAGCCAGAUGAAGGAAGUCAAGGCCGGCAAGUCUCAGGACUCGAUGGAGCUCAUUGCCAAGUCGGCUUCCAUCAAUAAGCUCGUCGCUCUUGUCCACCCUCUGCAAAACCUCCUCUUGCAAAAGGUCGACCUCAAGCUUGUCCGCAAGAUCGAGGCCUUGUUGGCAAGAAUCACGGCCGGUCUGCUGCAGAACCCUGCUGCAGAGAGCCGUGACACGCUGGUGUUCUGCUACGAGGUCAUUCAGGAAGUCUACAAGAGCCAACAGCCGGAGGCGGCUCCCAAGGUCGACUUCCGCACGAAGCGAUACCUCUACCAGAAGGGAGUGAAAAGGGAUAACCACGGCACCGCCGGCAAGUACACCUUCAAGCUGGUCAAGUUUGCCUUUGACAUCCUUCGGUCUGUCUGGAAGAAGCACGACAGCCUGCGUACCGCAGCCAACAUUACCGGCUUCGUCCCCAUCAUCGGAGAUGCUAUUGUUGGCGGCGAAGACGACGUCAAGGUUGCAGCAUUCAAAGUGCUCACCGUCCUGGUAAAGGUUCCGUUCAACAACAACGAGGACGUUGACCUGUUUAAGGUCGCUACCAAGGAGGCCACGAAGAGCAUUUCCAUGUCUACUUCCACCACGACCGACCUUUCACAGGCAGCUCUCAAAUGGCUCUCCGUCGUUCUCCGCGAGCGGAAGGACAUUCCUGUCAAGGAUGCCGCAAUCGACCUGCUCCUCGGCAAGCUCAAGGAGGACCUGACGGAGCCCCUCUACCGCCACGUCACCUUCAACUUCUUGCGCUCCGUUCUUGGGCGCCAGAUCGAGACCGCGGUCGUCUACGACACUAUGGACUACGUCGGUACCGUCAUGAUUACCAACGACGACCAGAACACGAGAGAUCUCGCAAGAGGAGCGUUCUUCCAGUUCCUCAAGGAUUACCCGCAGAGGAAGGCUCGCUGGGUCAAGCAGCUCAACUUUAUCGUCGCCAACCUCACAUACGAGCGCGAGGGAGGCCGCCUGUCUGUCAUGGAGGUUGUUCAUCUUCUGUUGAUGAAGUCCGCCGACGACUUUGUCCAGGAAGCCAUUUCCACCUGCUUCUUGCCCCUAGUCAUGGUCCUUGCCAACGACGACAGCGAGAAGUGCUGCCUCGCCGCUGGAGAGGUACUCAAGGAGAUGUUCCGCAAGGCCGACAAGGAGAGGAUGCAGAACUUCAUGACGCUGUUGCGAUCGUGGCUUGAGCAGGAGGACAACGCAGCCGUGACCAAGCUGGCUCUGCAGGCCUUCGGUUUCUUCUUUGAGGCCAAGGAGCCUUCCACCAAGCACAAGAAGGAGCUGGAGUUGGUGAUCAGCAAGAUCAGCGAGGUCGUGGGAACCGGCGACAUCCGCGUCGCAGACGAGGACCUCAUGAAGACUGUCCUCCACGACCUGCAGGUGCUCACGGAGAAGUACCCAGCUCGACUCCUUUCGUCAGAAUCUCGCGAGUUGUGGAGCGACGUCCGCACAUGUCUCACGCACCCCGAGAAUUCGGUCAAGCUGAGCACCACCAAGGUGCUUAGCGCCUUCCUGGCCGACUACGCCGGCAAGCCAGCCCAGGCCGGGGCGACACUCAAGGGAUCUCAUGGCCUCAAUCUUGAGUGCGAGGACAUCGAGGAGCUCGUCCGGCUGGCCAUGUACGCCCUGAGGACGCCCGAGAUCGACGACGCCCUCGCCGCGGAACUCACACAGAUCUUGAUCUUCCUGGGUCCCCGCCUGCCCGUCAAGGUACAGAACGUACCCGAGGCAGAGACGUUGGGAGACAGAGACGAGCAGGAGGCGGAGGAGGACAGAAUCGAGGAGAAGCGCAAGGACCUUCAAUACCUCUUCUGGAAGCUGUCCUCCCUGCUGCGUAAGGACGUGCGCCCCAAGUCGACCGCCAUCACCCCGAAGGUCGUCGCCAUGGAGGUGCUGGAGACCAUCUGCCGCCGCGUGCCGCAGGAGCACCUGGAGCCGUCGCUCAAGACGAUCCUCUACCCCCUGCAGAACUUGACGGACCCCAACAUCCCCGUGCCCUUCUCGAUGGACGACCAGUUCAAGACCAAGCUUGACGGUCUGAAGACGAGGGCGCAGAUCCUGAUGGACUCCCUGCAGAAGAAGUUCGGCACCGCCGAGUACACCAAGACGCUGCUCGAGAUCAGGGAGGAGGUGCGGACGAGGAGACAGCAGAGGUCGAGCAAGCGCAAGAUCGAGGCGCUCGCGCAGCCGGAGAAGUACGGCAGGGACAAGAGGAAGAAGACGGAGAAGAAGAAGGAAAAGAAGAAGGUCAGGAGCGCCGAGAACAAGGCGGCCAGACAGGCGUACAAGGGGUGGUAA